Molecule: messenger RNA, 1878 nt
Organism: Penicillium verhagenii
Lineage: Eukaryota; Fungi; Ascomycota; Eurotiomycetes; Eurotiales; Aspergillaceae
Exons: 3
Coding region: 1-1878 (625 amino acids)
Source: RefSeq, a predicted model, not a curated record
AUGUUCUGGCUGGGCUUAUUACUGUUGCUCACGCAAAAUGUCGUCGCUUGGCAUUCCGACGAUGAUCUGAUGUCCUUUGUUACGCUCCCGGAUGUCAGAGCUGUCAAGUUCAAUGUCGACUAUGAACACCGCGAUCGUGUUAGCCCGGGAUACUGGUUUGUCUCGCCCUAUUUGCACAUCGCCCCCGAUCAGCCCAGCAGUCUCUACGAACAAUACCAAACCGGGCCCCAUAUCUACGACCAGGAUGGUCGCCUUGUCUGGUCCGGAGCACCCAUGUUUGACAACCGCAAUGUCUUUGAUUUCAAAACAGUCACCCUCAAUAACGAAACAUACAUCUCUUGUAUCUUGCAAUACAGUUAUGAUGGGCGUGAACGAGGAUUUGGUAUGAUCCUGGAUCAAAAUUACGAGAUUUACCGGAAAAUUCCAUUGAGGAGGGAUUUCGGAUCAUUCGACAUCCACGAGUUCAGAGUUCUCGAUAAUGGCGAAUCAGCUUUGGUCACGGUUUAUCUCUCGGAGGAAAUCACCCUGGAAGCCUAUGGCCGCCCCGAGGAAAAGACCUGGCUGGAAUACGGUGGUUUCGCAGAGCUUGAUAUUGAUACUGCCGAUGUUCUCUAUCACUGGAAUACGUUUGCAGAGGUCUCGCUGGCGGAAACCGUCCAUUACGAUCCAGGUUCUCGCGUUGAAGGGCUCCCUGGCUGGGAUUAUGUGCAUAUUAACUCUGUGGAUAAGAACGAUAACGGCGACUACUUGAUCUCGUUGCGCUUCACCAACACCAUUUACCUUAUUUCCGGUCAGAGUGGAACCAUUAUGUGGCGUUUAAGAGGACAGGGAGAGAGUGAUUUCGAUCAAGAUUUCGUCUUUUCUAAACAACACGAUGCCAAAUUCCUUGAAUCAUCGGGAACACGACACGUCAUAUCGUUCUUGAACAAUGCGUCGGAUGAGGAUCGCUCCGAUGAAGAAAUCUCGUCGGCCUUGGUUGUCGAACUGGAAACUGGCACAACCCCCAUGACCGCCCGCGUUCUCAAUCGAUACAAUCGACCUGACAGGAGCCUCACCCGCCUCCGAGGCAAUGACCAGCAAUUGGCCAAUAAGAACAUGUUUGUCUGCUGGAGUCAAGGCGGCUACAUUUCUGAGUUCUCACCCGAGGGAGAAGUUUUAAUGACCGCCAGGUUCACAUCAGACCGGUUCUCUAGCUAUCGCGCCUACAAGUCCGAGUUCACAGGCCGUCCAAACACCCCUCCGGAUCUUGUUGCUUCCGUAUAUGGUAGCGAUGAGACGAACCUCGUCACCACGAUGCACGUCAGUUGGAACGGCGCCACCGACGUGGCCAUGUGGAAAUUCUACGCCCAGGCCUCCGAAUUCGAGAGUCCGGUAUUCAUCGGUAACGUCUCCAGAUAUGACUUUGAAUCCAUGUUCAUCGCCAGCGGGUACAUGGAUUGGGUGUCUGCUGAAGCAAUUCAUUACGACGGUCACGUCAUGGGCACUUCAAAGGUGCACCGAACACAAGUUCCGGAUUGGAAGACUGCUGGAUAUUCGGCCUACGCUGGACGUCCGAGACCGCAGGAUCCCUCCAAGCUCGCACCCGCUCAGGGUGGUAUUUCGAGCAACAAGGUAAGUGACCCGAGCCGUCUUGAGUCACAGGGUGACACGGCAGAUACUGAGGCUAGAAAGACCAUUCAAAUGCUCUCCAACUCCUACGCCACUGUCCGCCGUAUCGGCGGUCUCUUUGCGCUUAUCUUGCUUCUGGCAGUGAUGUCUGGUAUCAUGGCCAGCUAUCUGCUCAUUCGUGGCUGGCGGGUCCGGCUUUAUAACCGCGUUCCAUUGGAGGAAGGGAACCCAGAAGAGGAGGAUCGUCUCAGACCUGAAAUGGCCGAGUGA